CUGUUACAGCUUCUGGAGUCUGAAACGAUGCAACUAGAAGCCUUUCUGCAGUGGAAGCAACUGGAACCGGUUUAUUGGCAGUGGAUGGAGAUUGUGUUAGAUAAUGUGGCUGAAGAGGGAAAUAUGUGCGAGUCCCAGGAUGCUCAUAUAGAGAAAAGCGAGCUGGCAGAGGCAACCUCAGGCUGCCCCUGGGCUGACAGUCUGACUGGGCAAAUUGACAGAUUAUCUAGAGAUCUAAUGACCCUCCAUGACCAACUGCAUAAGCUUGUAACUCACCGGAAGGCUGCAUGGCGUGAGAAGGUGAGAACAAGAAAGGAAGACCUACAGAAGGAGGGGUUCUCUGCUAGAAAGAUCCAGGAAAGUGUUGAACGAAAACUACUGGAUCUUACACACCUUUAUGCUCGAAAAAAACCCAAAAUGCAUGGUUCGUGCCGACUGGUGUUCAGAAGCAAACAUCCUGCCAGCAAAAUGGGUUUGGGCAGGUCUGUAGCCAAGGAGGCUGUUUCAGCUGUCAGUGCUACAGAGGUGAUCAGAGAGCUGCAGAUGAGAGAGGCCAGCCUGGAGAGAGAACUGAAGCAGCUGCAGGAAGAGUGCAGGCAGAGGCUGGAUGAAAUUGCAGAAGGGUUGGAUGGAGUGAUUUGUAUCUCCCCAUGA
Messenger RNA from Merops nubicus (carmine bee-eater), 654 nucleotides. RefSeq lists its product as uncharacterized. The transcript is spliced from 3 exons. The record is from RefSeq and is a predicted model, not a curated record. Lineage: Eukaryota; Metazoa; Chordata; Aves; Coraciiformes; Meropidae. The annotation marks the transcript as partial.